AUGGCUAAGAUUAACCAAGAUAUGAUCUACCGGGAUCAUAGAAUUAAAACUUUUGAAGAAUCACAAGUUGUGAAAGAAAGGUCGUUUCUUUGGGAGGACCAUACCGAUGUUGUUAAUGUCGAUGUAUUGAUCAAUGCAGGGUUCUAUUAUAAUCCAAUUAGACGUUAUAAGACAAGAGUUACAUGUACAUACUGUGGUCAUUCAUCAUAUAUAAAUAGUCAGAAUGAUCUUGACAAAAUAUUAUACAAACACAAACGAGCCAAUUCAUCGUGUCCUAUGAAUCAAAUCCUUGAAAUGGUUAAAUUAACUUCAAAAGUAAAAAAUAACCACCAUGAAGUUAAGAGACUUUGGCAGAAGAAUCAAAACUUUCUGGAUCCAUCUAGUUCAGAGAGUCAAGCUUUUAGGGAACAAUUUUACAUUAACUAUCCAUUAGAUAAAAUUGAUUCAGUGCCCAAUUCUAGAUCAUUAUCAAAAGCAGGUUUUAUUUAUAGUCCCAGAAGUAUUGAAGAUGAUAGAGUAACAUGUAUGUAUUGUCAAUGUGCAUUAGAUUUCUGGGAAGUUGAUGAUGAUCCUAUUCAAGAACAUAUUAAGAAUGAACAGGGAUAUUGUUACUUUUUGGAUACACUUAAUAUUAGCACGAGUGGACAGAUUGUACCUGAAGAGUCAAAUGAAUCAAUUGCACUUGACGAGCCAACUAAAUCAAAUGUACCCGACGAGUCAACAAAAUCAAAUGUACCCGACGAGUCAACAAAAUCAAUUGAAGAGUCAAUGAAAGAGGUAUCUGAUUCACAGGAUGAACAGGACCAAGAAGAUAGUAAAGUUGAUGGCCUGAGCAUUGUUGAAGUCUCUCGAAAUACGAAAGAUGACAAAACCAAGAAUUCCACUAGCAUUUUUAAUGAAAGCGAUAGCGGGAGUGAAAAUGAUAUUGUGGAGAUUCAAGAGAUUCAAGAGCAAAAUAUGAUCCAUCAAAAUGAGAUCAAAGAUGAUUCUAUGUUGGUUGACGAAACAAGCAAUAAGAGUGCUGAUGUCAAUAAUGAUGAAUUACCCGAUUUUGAUGAGCAAAUAGAUGAUGAAAGUACAAAUAAUCAUUUCGACAACUCGUUUCUGUCGCCAAAUACAUCUCGGUCCAAGAAUCUGUCAAUAAUUAAACUGCCAGUAAGAGAGACCAGUGAACAACCAGCCACCUACAGAAGAUCAAAACGCAUAAAAAGAUUGUACAGUGAGAGAGAUCGAAAUGUGGAUUAUUGGGACAAAAUUCCGGAUGAUGAUUUGCUCCAGGAAUUUAUUGAUGUAUCACAGAAGUCAACCAGCUCCAAGAGGGAGAAAGAGAAACAGAGAGACACUGAUUCGAAGGAUGACCAAAUCAAGAGCGAUGAUAGACAUCUUGAAUUAGAUUUCAGUGAAGACCACUCUCAAAAUGAUGAUUUUGACAUCCCUAUGAAUGAGCCUGACAAUAUUGAAGAAGAUAAUGAUGUGCAAGAAAUGCUGGACAUUGAAGAAAUCAUCAAACCUGAAACUCGAAGUGAAAGUCUGGAUGAAGAGAAGCACAAAGAAAUUGAGUCUGAAGAAGAAGACUCUACAACAGACGCCGAACACAAGAGUAGAAUAUCAUUAGAGAAAGAAGUGUCUGAUAUAGAACUGGAAAGUGAAGUUGAAAUAUCUGAUAGCAGACAUGUGACAAAUGAGAAUGAAAAUAAUUUAGAGUCAGAUGCUGAAAAUGAGAAACACGGAUCUGAGAAUGAGGUUGACGAAUCAAAUGCAGAAUCAAAUGCAGAAUCAAAUGCAGAAUCAAAUGCAGAAUCAAAUGCAGAAUCAAAUGAAGAAGAACAACUAGAAUCUGAAUAUGAAAGUGAGAAUGAAAGUUCAGAAAUACCAGAACCUGUUGAUGAGCUGUAUGAAGUUACAGAAUCUUCUGACGAUUCUAUCGAUGUAUUUGAGACUUUGAGAAAGAAACCCAAAUCGGCUACCAAGAGGAACAAGGAACCAACUCCAAAGGUAGAAGCUAAAACUAAGACUAAACCGGAACCAAAACAACCAAGAAAAAUAACAAUAACAAGAAGGGAAAAAUCAACCACCCCCCUUCCUAGUUUAUUUGAUGAUUCCAGUGAUAAUUUUGAAUAUGACGAAAAACAUGUUGAAAAACUUGAAAGUCAGGUAGCCAAAAAACCAGUGGGGCGUAAGUCAGAUGAAGCAAAUAUCAAGAGUAUUUUGCCAGUUCCUAAAAAUCCAUCACCUCCAAGAAAACUUUCAAUUACUGCAGAUCAAAAAUCAACGGGAAAACACAAUUCGUCACCUAUUAGAUUCUUAGAUGGAUUAAAAGAGUCUAAAGCAAAAAGAAGAAAGGUAUCCAAACCUAACAUUCUUGAUAUGUCAUUUGAAUCAGCACAAAAGUUUAGUAGCCCUAUAAGAUUUUCACAAUCAAAAAAGGAGAAUGGAAUCAUUGCGAAAUCUGAUGACGAAAAAGAAUUAGGAUCUAACAAUAAAGUCAUUAAUGAAUCUCCUUCAAACGAUGAUAAUAGCCUUGACAAUAACGAUGAAGUUAAGAACGUUAGCAACUUAUUGAAAGGUAUUGAUAGUUGUGAUGAUUCAUCUCACUCUAUAGACAAGAAAUCGGAUUCAGUCAUUUCUAAAGAGAGUGAACAUACUUUUGAGGAUUCCCCUAAGAAGGAAUCAGAAUCAAUAGACCCGGAUGCAAGUUAUGAUAUAUUAUUUGACAACGGUGAAGAAAAUGAUAAGGAAGAUCAAAACGAAGUUUAUGUUGAUGCUGAGCCUGAAGGAAAGAAUGAACCUUCAAAGAGAAUGGCCACGGUUGAAAAAGUUGUCGAGCAAGUUGUUUCUUCUCGAGACAAAAUCGAAAGAUUAUCUACACCGAAUAUCGAAGAAAUUCAAGGAACCAGUACGUCAAACAAUUCCAGAAUUGAUAUUGACGAUGAGGAUGCCGAAAGUGUUGAUGAUUCACCGUUGGAUAAACCCAAUGUAGAAUCGGGUGAAGGGAUUGCAGAUGACACUAAUAGCAUUGAAGAAUUGGUAACCAGCGAAGAAGGGGAAGGUGAUGAUGUUCAUGAAGAUGAUAGCAAGAUUCAGAAAGACAAUGAUUUAAAUCCAAAUGAUUCUUCACCUAAAAAACUUUACUUAGACACCAUUGAAUUUGAUAAAUCGCCAGUCAAAGAAAUUAUUGAACCAGAAGAAGUUUACCCCGAUAGCAACAGAGAGGAAGAUACGGUUGAUAUUUUGUUAUCCAUGGAGCCAAAAGCGUCACCGGCAAGAGGAAGAAGCAGAGAAUCGACCAAAGAUCUAAAAAAGGAACAAGUAGAUAUCGACUCAGUAGAGUCAGAGUCAGAGUCGGAAUCGGAAUCAGAAUCGGAAUCGGAAAAGGAGAUAACAGCUGAAUCCAAUUUGUUGUAUAAUGUUACAAACCAAGAGGAAAACUCCAUGUCACGAAAGGAAGAGACAGACAAGGUAAGACAUGCUACAGAAAUCAAUGAUAUAUCCAAUCAUAUCCAUAGUGAUCAGAGGAUUGAUUCACCUCGAGCAGCGAUCAACAAAAGGAUAUCUUUUAAGGACCCUGCCACAUCUCCAUUGGCCAUGAACUCUUCAUUAUCACACAUUCACAAACAAGAAGAGGGGACUACUAAAGAAGAAAGAGUUUCAUUAAAUGGUCCGCAAAAGAGAUGGGAACCAAGACCUUUAACAAAAUUUGUUGAACAAAUAAAGUUUUUAGAAUCCAGUGCUAAGGAAUUGAAAGAAUUGGCCAAUUCAGAAUACGACUUGAAUAAUGAUGUCAAUGGUGAUAUCACGCGGUUUAUUGCGGAAAUGCCUGAAGAAGAAGAGGAAAUGACAAUCAAGCAAUGGAUGGAACACUGUGCAACUAAUUGUCGAGAUAUAGUCACCCAGUCGUGUAGUGAACUUGGAGAUUUUAUUCUUGAAGAAUAUGAUCGCGCUAUCCAAGAAAUUGAGAGUAUGCCCACAAUUGAUUGA
Molecule: messenger RNA, 3978 nt
Organism: Candida tropicalis MYA-3404
Lineage: Eukaryota; Fungi; Ascomycota; Pichiomycetes; Serinales; Debaryomycetaceae
Exons: 1
Coding region: 1-3978 (1325 amino acids)
Source: RefSeq, a predicted model, not a curated record